This is a messenger RNA of Exophiala xenobiotica, 378 nucleotides long. RefSeq lists its product as uncharacterized. Bases 1 to 378 code for a protein of 125 amino acids. The record is from RefSeq and is a predicted model, not a curated record. The transcript has a single exon. NCBI's taxonomy places the organism in Eukaryota, Fungi, Ascomycota, Eurotiomycetes, Chaetothyriales, Herpotrichiellaceae.
AUGACCUCCAAGCAUGCCACACCAGCAACCGCUGCACCUAUGGGCACCAGUCACCGCCGCUCAAGCAGUGGUAUCUCUGAUGACGUUGCCCAAUCCGCUCACGACUUCAUGUCGGGCACCAUUCGACGCUCUAGCAGCGGCGUUACUGACGAUGCUGCAACAGCUGCGCACGACUUCAUGCGAAGCGCAAAAGGCACCGGUCCCGGCCUGACUGAUGAACUCGCCGAAAAAUCCCAUAAGUUCAUGGACGGGCCUGCUACUCACCGCGAAAGUCACAGCAAGUACGUGCCAGACGUGACCGUCCCAGGGUUGACCGAUCAGAUCGUUGAGGAGGCAUUGGAAUUUGAGGACAACGUUGAGAAAACGGGAAAAGCAUAA